Messenger RNA from Triplophysa dalaica, 1056 nucleotides. RefSeq lists its product as uncharacterized. The record is from RefSeq and is a predicted model, not a curated record. The transcript has 11 exons. Bases 48 to 698 code for a protein of 216 amino acids. Lineage: Eukaryota; Metazoa; Chordata; Actinopteri; Cypriniformes; Nemacheilidae.
GCCCAAAUGAACUUUCAUUUUCGAUUUUCAUGCUCUGAACAUUCAAAAUGACGUUGUAUGGUGUGACAGUGCUGUGUACACUCCUCUUUAUAUGCAAGACUUCUCUUGGUCUGUCUGAUAAUGAUCAUAUAACCUUGAAAUGCAUUGCUGAGAAAAUGACAAACUGCAGUGUGUUACAAUUUGAAUGCACAAAAUCAGAUGACCAGUGUUGUAAAUCACACAAGGAAUGUGGACUCACCAAGGAUUUCGUAAAUGAGGUGCUUGGUAAUAUUCUCUGUGUCCUCAAUAGUGAAAUGAAAUGUACGUUUCAUAUUUCUCAUAUGCGACAUCUGGCUAAAAACAAUACAUGUAAAAAGAUGGAAAUCAGAAAGGGAGAAGACCGCAAUGAGUACCAUUGUAAAUUCUCUGUCAGUGAUGACAAAUGUUUAAUGAAGACAGAAAUAGAAGAGCUGUAUACUUGCAUGCCGAAAGAGAAAAAUAAAACACGCUCAGAGAAAGUUGAGGGAGAUACCACACCCCCAGCAUGCACUGAUACUUGCAAUGAGUUACCAUGGCAGAUAGCAUUUGCACUUGCACCUGCACUUGCACUUGCACUUGGAAUUUAUUUUGUUGUAAUGGUAAAGCGGAAUAAUUCAGACAGGGAGGCCAAUACAAAUGACGGCCAGGUAAACAUCCCCCUUAAUAAUAGGCAGUCGUGACCGGAAGAUUGCCUGUUCGAUUCUCAGGGCCGACGGUAACAACUGGUGCUCUUGAGCAAGCCACCAUACCCAUACUUGUUCCCCGGGGGCUGCAGUGAUAGCUGCCCACUUGCUGUGCGUGUGUUCACACAUAUGGGUCACCAUACCUGACAAACAGGUCACUUUCAAUCAACAGUGCGCAACAUCAAACAUGUUUUCGUCUAGAAAAUUACUGUUAUUAUUGUUCUUGUUUGGCCAUAUUUAAACCAGAAUUGGACUUGAGCAAAGUUUUUAUGGAGUUUUUUCAAAAUUCAAUCCUCUUUGAUUGAACUAAAAAUAAUUAUUUUGUAAUCAAAAAUAAAAAUUUGCUGAAAAAUUA